Messenger RNA from Linnemannia hyalina, 2295 nucleotides. The record is from the annotation of a GenBank genome assembly. NCBI's taxonomy places the organism in Eukaryota, Fungi, Mortierellomycota, Mortierellomycetes, Mortierellales, Mortierellaceae.
AUGCAUUCCAACAACACUCAGGUUCAGGUUCAAAUCCCUGCCUAUUAUUCCCUCGGAUCCGUCGCCAUCGAGGGUGACCUCGGCUUUAGCGGUGGCGGAAGCACAUCCUUCGAACACAGCCAGAGCGCCCACAGUGCCGCCAGCGCCACCACCACCCUCCACCCCUACAACUUCCCCAGCAACUCUGUCACAAGCCAGUUCCACCCCCAAUCUCAUCACCACCACCAUCACGUUGCCGCUCAACAACAACAACAACAACAACAGCAACAAACCCCGGCCUACUCUCAGUCCUAUACCUCUCCUCAGCACUCAAGCAACAACAACGGCAGCAACAGUGCGUCUUCAAGCCACGGAUACCAGACUGAUCUGCAAAAGCCCCUCGUCCAGCACCACGUCAACAUUGAUCAAUCCCCUCACCAGGCCCUCGACGAGAACUUGAUGACCCCCCUCAUCAACCGUCAGCUCAACAACCAGCACUCUAGCAACUACCACGCCCCCUACAACUACCACAACCACCACCACAACAACCACAGCUCAUCCAAGCAGCAACAGCAACAGCUUCGCUCACCUACAUCGACACCUGCACCCACAACUGCUUCGACCUUGACCACCGUCUCCUCGGCCUCCACACCCUCGCUCUCUUCCCCUUCAACAUUGCAAAACAGCCAGGAUUAUUCAUAUACAGCUGAUAGCAACAACCGUCAGACCUCGCCCAUCUCGACUGCUUCCCCCGCUUCAUCGACUGCCACCUCGAACUCGUUCCACAUUCCAGCAUCUCCCGACCAAUUGACCAUUGGCCACGCCGGACUGACCCAGGCCAUGUCCACAUGGACACCCAGCAAUGGCUCAAUGAACCAACAGCAAGAGUCGACCCAGUCUGGCUCUUCCUCUGCUGCUGCACGCGAGUACGUCUCGCUUGGAUACAACGAUUCUCCCAAGUCGGCUCGAUCGCCCUACCACCCCCAGCAGCAAGGUUCACCACUAUAUAGCCAACAAGACCAGCAACAGCAGGCAUGGGUUGCCAGCAUGUCUGCCGAUGACUUUUCGCAACAAGAGAUCCUUGACCAGGACAGACAGCAGCAGCCUCACCAGCACCACCAGCGCCAGUACUCUCAGUCCAACAGAAACUCCUAUGGCCAGCAGAACCAGCAGCCCUCUGUUGCAACUCAGCAGACCAGCUUGACCCCUGCAGGUGGUCUUCCUCUUCUGUCGCCCUCGAACAUGCUCUCCUCGCCCGACUACCAGUCUUCGUCCUACUCGAUGAACAUGCACGAUGCUCCUACCAUCAUGUCUCACCUUGACUACAACCGCGUCACUCCCUCUAUUCCUUCCCUGUCCUCAGCUGCUGGCAGCAACAACAACAAUGCCAGCUCGCGCUAUGGUCCCAUGAGAGCGACUCACCCCAAGAGCCGCCCUCCAUCUGUCAGCUCCAUGCGCGACCUUGGCAACAGGACAAGAACCAACUCGGUCAACUCGACCUCGUCUAUCUCCUCCAGCGGUGUCCUGACCUCCUUGGCCACCACCUUGGGCUCUGCCACCAUUGGAGGCGGUUCUGAGCUCGCUACCACACCCGAGGAGUACUCCCGCCAGCUGUUUGACGACGAGGAGGAAGAUUCAGAUUCGCCCACCACCAUCCAGAUGCGCCCUCGUUGCAACACGGUGCCAAGAAAGGCAAUCGCUGCCCGCGUCUUUGAAUGCUCUGUUCCCGGAUGCACCAAGGCCUACACCCAGCUCCACAAUUUGAAGUCGCACGAGCGCACCGGCCACACUCCCAUCAUCAAGUUGAAGCCUUUCCACUGCAUCAUCGAGGGAUGCUCCAAGGCCUUCUCCCAGCGCAAGUCCCUGGCCACUCACAUUAAGACUGCCCACGUCGACUUUAAGUUCAAGCCCUUUAAGUGCUCCCAAGAUGGCUGCACCAAAGCCUACACCCAGUUGCAUAACCUCCGCACCCAUGAGAAAACCGUGCAUAUGGUUGACCUGUCCCGGAAGCGCAUCAAAAACCCCAUGAUGGGUGGCAGUGGUUUGCCUUUUGAUCCCAAGAGCAGCCAUGGGCAUGGUCAGAUGGACUAUCACCACAGCCCUCAGCACUCCGGUUUGGGCUUGAACUACGACGACUUUAACGGAUUGACUGGUCUGGGUAUGCGCAUGGAUAACCAGCACCCUUACCAGCGUCCUCACCAGCCUCAGCAACCUCAGCAUCAUCAACACCACCAGCAACAGCAACAGCAUCACCAGAACUCCUAUGCUCGUCUGCCUCACUUCAACUCCAUGUCAGCCUUCCAUGACCGGUCCUAA